AUGGUGUUGGCCGGGGCUUCGCAACGGCAGGGUGGCAGUGGUGAUGGGGGCCGCAGGGCUUCGGGGUGGUGGCGCCGGGGCCGACGGUGGCGUCGGGGCGCUGGGCAGGUGGUGGGGGCGGCGGGGCGCCGCGGCGGUGGGCUGUUCGGGCGGUGGGGCGGCGGGGCGUCGUGGCUGUGGGCCGUUCGAACGGCGGGGCGACGGGGCGACGGGGCGGCGGGGCAAGGGGGCAGCGGCGGGUGGUGGGGCAAGGGGGGCAGCGGGUGGUCGGGCGACGGAGCGAGGGGCGAUGGGUGGGUGGGUGGCGGGGCAAGGGGGCAGCGGCGGGGGCGGCGGCGGGUGGCGCUGGUUGUCGGGGAGGAGACAGAAACAGAGAGAUGGAGGGACGGGGUGGGGCUCGGCCGUUAG
Messenger RNA from Aegilops tauschii subsp. strangulata, 408 nucleotides. Lineage: Eukaryota; Viridiplantae; Streptophyta; Magnoliopsida; Poales; Poaceae. The record is from RefSeq and is a predicted model, not a curated record.